GGGGGUCAGGCCGGGAUGCCCAAGAUGGCCGCGUGGAGGAGUUCACCUUGCAGCGGCAGCGGGCGCCGCUCGUCUUGGCGGCGGGCCUGGCAGUGGCGGUGGCGGGCCCGGGCGCGGGGGAGAAGCUGGCGCUGGGCGCAGCCGCCCGGGCCCUGCCCUUGGGGGGUGCACCUCUGUCCCAUGCGUGCCGGCCUGUCUUUCCGCAUCCCCUUUUCGGUGCCCUUCUCUGCUCCAAUGGCGAUUCCUCCGUCAUAUGUAGACCUUGGCAAAUCUGCCAGAGAUAUCUUCAAUAAAGGAUAUGGUUUUGGGUUGGUGAAACUGGAUGUGAAAACAAAAUCUGCAAGCGGAGUGGAAUUCACAACAUCUGGUUCAUCGAACACAGACACUGGAAAAGUGAAUGGGAGCUUGGAGACCAAAUACAAGUGGGCUGAGUAUGGGCUGACUUUCACAGAAAAAUGGAACACAGAUAACACUCUGGGAACAGAAAUUGCAAUUGAAGAUCAGAUUGCCAAAGGCUUGAAGUUGACAUUUGAUACAACUUUUUCACCAAAUACAGGAAAGAAAAGUGGUAAAAUUAAGUCAGCUUUUAAACGUGAAUGCCUAAACCUAGGUUGUGAUGUUGACUUUGAUUUUGCUGGACCUGCAAUCCAUGGUUCAGCUGUCUUCGGUUAUGAAGGCUGGCUCGCUGGUUAUCAGAUGACUUUUGAUAGUGCCAAAUCAAAAUUGACAAGAAAUAACUUUUCUGUGGGUUACAAGACUGGAGACUUCCAACUGCAUACUAAUGUCAAUGAUGGUUCAGAAUUUGGUGGGUCAAUUUACCAAAAAGUGAGUGACAGUCUUGAAACAGCUGUAAACCUGGCUUGGACAGCAGGUAGCAACAGCACUCGCUUUGGCAUUGCAGCUAAAUACAAGUUGGAUUCCACUGCUUCUAUCUCUGCAAAAGUGAACAAUUCUAGUCUAGUUGGAGUGGGUUACACCCAGACCCUGAGGCCAGGUGUGAAGCUUACACUGUCUGCCCUGAUAGAUGGAAAGAGCAUCAACGCUGGUGGCCAUAAACUUGGUCUUGGCCUGGAACUGGAGGCUUAAAAAAGGUGAAGAAACUGCUUCAGAGAAGGGAUAUCAGAAGAAUUUGGCCUUAAAAUGUAUUUCCAAUGUGACCAGCAGGCUUUUCUUUAUUUCCACCACCCCCCCCCCCCACCCAAGAAGGAUGACCUAGAACAAGAGCUGUAUUUGAAGUAUUUAGACAGUUACUUGUUAGCUGGUUUCUAGUUAAAUUGGUUACCCGUCUAGUUAAAAUUCUGCAUUAGUGCAGUCACUUAAACAUUAUUUAAAUGUAUUUAACUGUUUAAUGCGCUACCCACAAAUAAUGAAAUAGACAUCUAUGGAAACCGUACAAUUGUGUGUGCAUGUUUGUUUUUAUGUUCCUUUUAACAUUUGAUAUUGCCAUUGAAUGAAAAAUGGAUCAGCGGAUGUUUUGAAAUGAGGUCAACAAUUUUGUUUAAUCACCUGAAGAAGAAAUACGUUCGGUAUCCCAAGACAAAUUAUGAAUAAAGUGAGUACACACACAUAUUUGUGCCUCAGAUAUUUUAAGAGUUAAGAUAUAAGGGUAGUGCUGAGUUAAGUUUUAAGUUUUAACUUGAAAUAAUCCAAGAAGUUGUGCUCUGUACCUUUGUGCAAUUAAGGACCCACACCCAUGACAACACCUAAUAUAGAUGGUUUUCAUUGAACAGUUGGAUUCCUCAAGCAAGUUGAAUGUGUUUUUCUGUUGGUAAGAUUUGUCAUGACACAACUGUUUCAUUCCCCCUGUGUUCCAUGGGCAAGAUUUCCUGUAGUACUAGUUGGCCUCUUGAUGCAAAGAGUGCAAAGUGAUAUACUUGACACACUGAGAUUUUAAGAACUGCUCCCUGAUGCUGUUGACUGAGGGGUGAAAAACCUCACCACAAACACACCUUUUGCUUAUAUUCGUAUGAAGUGAGACAUAUCUCUGCAACUGAAUGUAACAGUGUAAUGGUAUUACAGCCUACUUAUGCCAACUGCUGUGAGAGGUUUCUGCUUAAAAUGACUGAAAUAAAGGCUUCAUUUUAAAUGGA
Messenger RNA from Pezoporus occidentalis (night parrot), 2090 nucleotides. RefSeq names its product voltage dependent anion channel 2 (gene VDAC2). Gene Ontology annotation, molecular function: voltage-gated monoatomic anion channel activity. The record is from RefSeq and is a predicted model, not a curated record. Gene Ontology annotation, cellular component: mitochondrial outer membrane. NCBI's taxonomy places the organism in Eukaryota, Metazoa, Chordata, Aves, Psittaciformes, Psittacidae. Bases 16 to 1086 code for a protein of 356 amino acids. The transcript has 9 exons. Gene Ontology annotation, biological process: monoatomic anion transmembrane transport.